Aspergillus versicolor CBS 583.65 is the source of this 939-nucleotide messenger RNA. RefSeq names its product NAD(P)-dependent oxidoreductase. NCBI's taxonomy places the organism in Eukaryota, Fungi, Ascomycota, Eurotiomycetes, Eurotiales, Aspergillaceae. Gene Ontology annotation, molecular function: oxidoreductase activity, acting on the CH-OH group of donors, NAD or NADP as acceptor; NADP binding; NAD binding. The coding region runs from base 1 to 939 and encodes 312 amino acids. The record is from RefSeq and is a predicted model, not a curated record. The transcript is spliced from 4 exons.
AUGGCAUCGAAUAUUGGAUGGUUUGGCCUGGGAUCCAUGGGCCUACACAUGGCCCUCAAUCUGCAGAAGCAUUUGCAAGGAAAUAGCCUCCCUCCUCUCCACUACAGUAACCGGAGUAUGUCAAAGGGCCAACCACUGCAAGACGCCGGUGCAAUCCCAGAGAGCGACUUUGAAAGUCUCGUCCAAGCAUCUGAUAUUAUUUUCACAAUGAUCUCUGAUGAUGCCGUCUUGGACUCCCUGAUCACCAGAGCUCUAACGACCAACAGCCUCGCCGGGAAAACGUUCAUCGACACCUCGACAAUCCACCCAGAUACAGCCGCGGCCACUGCGACCCGCCUCGCUGAAAAAGGCGCGACAUUCAUCGCAGCACCCGUAUUCGGCGCCAGCACUGUCGCAGAAGCAGGGAAACUCAUCUUCGCAGUUGCCGGUCCCGCUGCGGCGAUUCAGAGAGUCGAGCCGCUUAUCCAAGAUGUGAUGGGGCGCAGGAUUAUACGUCUAGGUGAAGACGUGCGCAGGUCCAGUUCGCUCAAGAUAUGCGGGAACAUCCUCGUCAUAAGCUUCAUGGAAGUAAUCUCCGAAGCACACAUCAUCGCGGAGAAAACCGGCCUCGGUCCGGCCCUGCUUGAGGAGUUUAUAGGGGACAUGUUCGGUCCUGUGCUGCAGGGUUAUUCGGCGCGGAUCACGAGCGGGUCGUAUGCGCCGUCGCCGGAGAAGGGACCAGGUUUUGCGGCUGCGCUGGCGUGUAAGGAUAUGCGGCAUGCGCUGGCGAUUGCGGGGGCAAAUGGGGCGAGUUUGCCGACGGUGGAUGUUGCGCUGGGAAGGUUGACUGCGGCGAGGGAGUAUGCGGGCGAAUGUUUGGAUAGUGCGGCGGUUCAUGGGACGGCGAGGAGGGAGGCGGGCUUGGGGUUUUGGAAUGAGGCUUGUACGUGGAGGAACUAA